AUGCAAGACGCGAUUGCUGCAGUGAUAUCCAAGGAAAUCAAACAACAAUUACGACAGAGUGAAUUUCUGAGCGUGCUAUCUGAUGAAAGUACGGACAUUUCUGUCACUAAGAAACUAGUAAUCUAUGCCAGAUUGAUCGAUGACGAUUUUACUCCUAGGACACGGUACAUCGGAAAUGUCAAAGUCAAAGACGGUACAUCGAGUACAAUAUCUUCAUCAUUGAAAACUACUCUGUUGGAGGAAAAUUGUGUAAAACCCCACCAACUCAUCGGUUUUGGCAGCGAUGACGCCAGUGUAAUGAGAGGAAAGCUGAAUGGUGUUUCCGUUCGUUUCCAACGAGAAAUAAACCCGUUCAUCAUUAGAAUUGCCGGUGUGGUUGUCGGCCAUCCCUUUGAUACAGUUAAGGUUCGUUUACAAACUCAGAAUGUUCAGAAUAAUAGUGUUGUUUCAAGGUUAGUUACAUCACCAUCACCAUCAUCACCAUCUGGACUACAACGAUUUCCUGUGCAUACUGUAAAACCUGAAGUGGUGGCACCACAUGCCUACAGGUCUACAUGGCAUUGUUUCGCUUCCACUGUUAAAGAAGAAGGGUUUUUUGGAUUAUAUAAAGGACUUGCAUCGCCUUUAGCUGGACUUGCUUUUAUAAAUGCCAUUAUCUUUGGUGUACAAGCUAAUACCCUGAGGCAGUUCAAAGAUCAAACCAUAGUGAGCCACUCUAUUGCUGGUGCUGCUGCUGGUGCUGUGCAGUGUGUUGUGGCAUGUCCCAUGGAGCUAGCUAAAGUACGAUUACAACUGCAAGGGAAAGGGGAGAGCCAUCACUACUAUUCCACACACAAACAUGCAUAUAAAGGUUCUAUACAGUGUAUAUACAAGAUAUAUAUUAAAGAAGGUAUAAAGGGAUGUUACCGUGGAUUGAAUUCCACUCUCAUUAGAGAUAUUCCAGGAUUUACUCUGUAUUUUGCAGCUUAUGAAACCUUUUGUACGUUUUUUCAAUCUCGUCAUCCAAAAGGUGAAAACCUUGGUCUGGCUGAAUUGAUAAUUGCAGGAGGCUUAAGUGGCACAUGUUCAUGGCUUCUGUCUCACCCAAUAGAUGUAAUCAAAUCACGUAUUCAGGCAGACGCCGUUGAAGGAACCCCAUUGUACCGCGGUACCAUUGACUGUCUGCGCAAGAGUAUUAAAGCCGAAGGGUUUAGAGUGUUUCUUAAUGGAUUAUCAGCUAAUUUACUGCGAUCCUUUCCCGUCAAUGCAGCAACAUUUACUGUGUAUACUUACUUUAUGAGAUAUUGCAAUAAUCAUUUUAAUCAGACUUAG
Saccoglossus kowalevskii is the source of this 1311-nucleotide messenger RNA. Its product is annotated as mitochondrial basic amino acids transporter-like. Gene Ontology annotation, cellular component: mitochondrion. Gene Ontology annotation, molecular function: high-affinity L-arginine transmembrane transporter activity. NCBI's taxonomy places the organism in Eukaryota, Metazoa, Hemichordata, Enteropneusta, Harrimaniidae. The record is from RefSeq and is a predicted model, not a curated record. Gene Ontology annotation, biological process: mitochondrial L-ornithine transmembrane transport.